Esox lucius (northern pike) is the source of this 7251-nucleotide messenger RNA. RefSeq names its product membrane associated guanylate kinase, WW and PDZ domain containing 3a (gene magi3a). The coding region runs from base 797 to 5137 and encodes 1446 amino acids. The record is from RefSeq and is a predicted model, not a curated record. Gene Ontology annotation, molecular function: protein binding. The transcript is spliced from 24 exons. NCBI's taxonomy places the organism in Eukaryota, Metazoa, Chordata, Actinopteri, Esociformes, Esocidae. Gene Ontology annotation, cellular component: cytoplasm. Gene Ontology annotation, biological process: signal transduction.
AUUUGUGCAUGGAUGGACUUUCCUUCGAGAGUCAACAAGGUAAAAACGAGCAGAAAAGUUAUUCUGCAGUUCUCUGUGUUUUGGUUAGUACUAAGUGCGGCGCGGUUCUAAAUAUAAUUUGCUCCGGAGUCACAAGACUGAUUCGGAGGCGAGACCGCUGACGGGUUCAUGUCUGCGGAGACUGAAUACACCGAGCCAUGGAAUAGGCAGCAAGUUGCCAGCUGAGUAGCCUUUGAACUACACUAGUUCUGUGAUAAAUUCGCCGAAGCCAGGUAUGUUUUUCCGUCUCCAAGGAAUGCGUUGCUGAUGUCACGGUGGAGGAGGUAGAACAGGUGCGGGGAACAAAGUUAGACCUGGCGAAUUUUGGAUGAAGAACUGUCGGUUGAAUUUUACCUUUGGGGAACAGUUGUUUAUGCUUUAAUCAACGACACACGGUACUUGUUCGGGGAUAAUUUGUUCAUCAAAUCGACUUUGCCUAAAGCUUAGGCUGUGCUUGACGAAUGAUCGCUCCAGCGUUUACUUAGAUUGUGCGUAAUAUUAUACAACUGUGUAUAGAUCAAUUGACUGAAAGGCUACUCCUGAACUACAGCUGCGUUUCCAAGAAUUUAGCGCCAGGGACUAACACCAAAAGCCGGGCGAUCGAUCUCGGAUCCUGCGACAACACUGACGCAGGUUGUCUCGCAGUAGCCUACUGAAUUGUAGGCUUAUGAAGACAGGUGAUGUUCCAGUAAUUCAAUAGACGUGAUGUUAUAUGGAUAAUGCUCUCGAAUGACAUCUGUUAAAGGAAUGAAAUGGGAUGCAACAACCCUGUAUCUCUGAGGACUCUAAAGGCUUACGGGAAGGAUUAAACAUGUCCAAAACCUUGAAGAAAAAGAAGCACUGGUCUGGUAAAGUCCAGGAGUGUGCAAUAUCAUGGGGGAAUGCCGGUGAGUUUGGCUCGGUUGUGGAGGUACGAGGGGGAGCAGAGCUAGGAGAAUUCCCGUUCCUGGGACAAGUGAUUAGCGAGGCGAUCGUCUGUCAUGUUGGGAGGUUACCAAACAGCGGAGACGUGCUUCUAGAAGUCAAUGGCACCCCUGUCAGCGGCCUGACCAACCGAGACACCCUCGCUGUCAUCCGCCACUUUCGGGAACCAAUACGUAUCAAAACCGUCAAGCCAGGCAAGGUGCUGAACACGGACCUGCGUCACUACCUCAGUCUGCAGUUCCAGAAAGGCUCGCUGGACCACAAGCUCCAGCAAGUGAUCAGGGACAAUCUGUACCUGCGCACCAUUCCUUGUACCACACGACAGCCCAGAGAGGGGGAGGUUCCCGGAGUGGACUAUAAUUUCAUCAGUGUUGGGGAGUUCCGUGUGCUGGAGGAGAGUGGCCUGCUGCUGGAGAGCGGAACCUAUGACGGUAACUACUACGGGACACCCAAGCCCCCGGCCGAGCCCAGCCCUGUGCAGCCUGACCUGGUAGACCAGGUGCUGUUUGAUGAGGAGUUUGACACGGAGGUGCAGAGGAAACGCACCACCUCCGUCAGCAAAAUGGACCGGAAGGACAGCGCCGCUCCCGAGGAGGAGGAUGAGGAGGAGAGAGAGCGGUCACCAAUGGUCAAUGGACUCACAGAGCACAAGGACCAGGCUGGACACGAGUGGAGAAAGUCAGUGCCCAGCUACAACCAGUCCAGCAGCGGAGCCAUGGACUUCAGGACCUGGAGCUCCUUAGCUCACGACGAGAGCCAGGAACCCCUGCCCAAGACCUGGGAGAUGGCCUACACGGAGACUGGCAUGGUCUACUUCAUAGAUCACAACACCAAAACCACCACCUGGCUGGACCCCAGGCUGGCCAAGAAGGCCAAGCCCCCAGAGAAGUGUGAGGAUGGAGAGCUUCCAUACGGCUGGGAGAAGAUCGACGACCCUCAGUAUGGAACCUAUUACGUGGACCACAUCAACCAGAAGACCCAGUUUGAGAACCCAGUGUUGGAGGCCAAGAGGAAGCUUAGCCUGGACACCCCCUCCCCUGUCCCUCAGGGGGCUUCCACACCAUCAGAAGAGCCGGGCGUGGGUGUGAGGGGCUUUGUGCGUGACCCAGCCCAUCUUCAGGGCACCAUUCUGAGGACAGCUCUGAGGAAGAGCCCCCAGGGGUUUGGCUUCACCAUCAUUGGGGGUGACCGGCACGACGAGUUCCUUCAGGUGAAGAACGUGCUGGGAGACGGGCCUGCCGCGCAGGACAACAAGAUGGCGUCUGGUGACGUCAUCGUGGACAUCAACGGGCAUUGUGUCCUGGGGAAGACCCAUGCUGACGUGGUUCAGAUGUUUCAGUCUGUCCCAGUCAACCAGUACGUGGACAUGGUACUGUGUCGGGGCUACCCCCUCCCUGAGGACACCAGCGGGAGUGACGACGCCUCAGGGGAUGUAGCCGCCGCCCUGCCCUCCGAAGUAUCCCCUUCAACCUCAAACCCCCAGGACAUCCAUUAUAUCACCAGCCCCGACGGCACCCUGCCAAGACAGACCGCUGCUGCUGCAGUCCAAGCCAUGACGAACGGGGGGAGACACUACCCUGAGGGUCCAGACCCUACACUGUUACAGCCGGAGUUGGUAGCCGUGCCCCUGGUAAAGGGGCCUGGAGGGUUUGGCUUCGCCAUCGCGGACUGCCCCCUGGGCCAGAAGGUGAAGAUGAUCCUGGAUGCCCAGUGGUGCAGGGGCCUUCUGAAGGGGGAUGUGAUCAAGGAGAUUAACCGGCAGAACGUCCAGACGCUGAGCCACGCCCAGGUGGUGGACAUCCUGAAGGACCUGCCGGUGGGCAGCGAGGUCAACGUGCUGGUCCUGAGAGGAGGUCAGACGUCUCCAGUGAAGUCUCUAAAACCUUGCACAGCUCCCAUGUCACAGCAGAGACAGGACAGACAGGAGAGGGAGAUGACGACCAGCACAGAGACCCUCAGUCCCACAGAGCUGGCCCCGGCUCCCCCGCCCCUUCCCUUCCCCACUAACACCAUGCGCUCAGCCUCCCCCAAACCAGACCCAUCAGAGCUCUACCUCAAGUCCAAGGCACUGCUGGACAGCAAACCCCCUAACACCAAGGAUCUGGACGUGUUCAUCAAAAGGAACCAAGAGUCAGGCUUUGGUUUCCGCGUCUUAGGGGGAGAGGGGCCGGAUCAGCCUGUUUACAUUGGUGCCAUCGUGCCCCUGGGCGCAGCGGAGAAGGACGGGCGUCUGCGGGCCGGUGAUGAGCUCAUGUGCAUCGACGGAGUGCCCGUCAAGGGCAAGUCACACAAGCAGGUGUUGGAGCUGAUGACCAACGCUGCCCGCAAUGGCCAGGUCAUGUUGACCGUCCGCAGGAAACUGGCUCAAACGGAGGGCAGUGGCGAGGAGGGUGGGGGUCAUCAGCUGGUGGCUCCAGUCAUGGUUAACGGUUCCCCCAAGCCCCCCCGCAUUGAAGCCCCCACAGCCAGCUCCCUGCACCACCCAGAGAGCUAUGACGUCACCCUGCAACGCAAAGACAACGAAGGCUUUGGGUUCGUCAUCCUCACCUCCAAAAACAAGCCUCCUCCUGGAGUUAUCCCGCACAAGAUUGGCCGCAUCAUCGACGGCAGCCCCACGGACCGCAGCGGUCAACUAAAGGUGGGCGACCGUAUCUCGGCGGUCAACUCGCAGUCCAUAAUGGAACUGUCUCACAACGACAUUGUCCAACUCAUCAAAGAGGCUGGCAACACUGUCACGCUGUCUGUGAUGCCGGAGGAUGAGAAUAGUGCUCCUGCAUCUGGAACCAGUUCAGCCAAGCAGAGCCCAGCAGCACAGCACAGAGCCAUGGGUCAGCAGCCUGCCAGCCACAGUGACAGGAACUGUGAGAUGGGACAACUCAUUACCUCAGGCCCCAAACAGGGCUGUUUCCAUGUGGAACUGGAACGAGGCCAGCGGGGUUUCGGAUUCAGUCUGAGGGGAGGGAAGGAAUACAACAUGGGCCUGUUCAUACUGAGACUGGCCGAAGAGGGACCCGCUCUGAAGGACGGAAGGAUCCACGUAGGAGAUCAGAUCGUGGAGAUCAACGGUGAGCCCACCCAGGGCAUCACACACACCCGGGCCAUUGAGCUGAUCCAGGCCGGUGGCACCAAGGUUCUGCUUCUUCUCAGACCAGGCCUGGGCCUUGUCCCCGACCCCAGUAUGAAGGAGAAAGUGAACAUCUCACCCUCAGGUUUUCCAAGACCCUCUACAUCUGACGAGCAGUCGUCCCCUGCCUCUCCAUCCUCAGUCUCUCUGUCCACCUUCGACCUGUCCCCCCCCUCCUCCGCCAACACCGCUGUCCCCCAGGAGCCCUCUGACUGGGACACAUCCGCUGCCCCCUCCCCCUCCAAGCUUCUGGAGCCCAGCAAGACCCGAGGCCAGCAGCCUCACCACCACAGAAGAGCCCACAGUCCAAACUCGAACGCCGCCCCACGGAAGAGCGAUUCCGCCACGUCUCAUAGCGACAAGACGGCUGGCCCUGAGAGAGCCACGGGGGCUGAAACCAAGGAGCGUUCCCAGAGUCCCAGGAAGACAGACCGAGGAGACCGAGGCCAGGCAAGGAGUGCUGAACAUAGGAACGGCUCAGUGGAGGGGAACCAGAGAAGGGAAAGAAAAGCCCAAGGCCAGAGAGAGGGCCGCUCUUCCAGCCCCAGGAAGACUACCUCUAAAAGGGAUCCGGAGGCAGCCAUCUCCAGGCAGCCAUCGAAGGGCCAAGAGGAGGGCCAGAGGCACUCCGUGGGUCAUCUUCCCAGCUCCAACCCGGCCACGAGAGAAGGCACACAGGGAAGAGAGAGGAGGCGCAAGGAGGACCCCGCUCACAGACAAGAGCGAGAAACCGGAACAAAUGACCGAGGCAUGAAAGACCAGGGGGCAGAGCGUGGGCCUCGUGGAUCCAAUUCCCAGGGGCCAAAGGAGAAGACCGCGCCGGACUCAGACGGUGGAACUCUGAAUCAGAGAGAGAGGGGUCAGAGGAAUAGCAAACAUGCAGAGGCUUCAGAGGAAGAAACUAAGAGGGACACUAGAAGUCACGCUGCCAACCUGGACCCCACUAGUAACGGGAACCCUGGUGGCAAGAAGCAGGCCACCAUCACCCCUGGUCCUUGGAAGGUCCCCACCUCAGCCAAGAUCCAUCAUUCUCAUGUGGAGGGAAACUGAUGCAUCGUAGAUGGACUAAUCUGUCUGUACAGAUAAAUACAGGGCUUCAACAACUCAGCUAAUCAGCAGCGGGGUGACAUUUAGAAUAGAAAAGCAAGGAUUGGAAGGGACUGAGGCUGCCCUGCAUUGCUGUGUUAAAACUCAUCACAUUGCCUCCACCUUCUUUUCACAGCUGGACUCAGCCAGCGUUCCUAUAGGCGGUUUUUGUGUUCUGUUUGUGGCUCUGUGGAGGUGGUGGUUAGGGGCCUGUGUCGGAUCUGUAAGACGUGAAGGAAAUCGGAGAGACUCUGCCAAUCAGUUUUCGUGCCAAUCAGAGAGACUCUGACUUGGGAGUUGGUCUAUGUCAUGUGACAUGUUGUCCUUUCUUUAAUGUAAGAAUCUUUUGUACAUGAUUGAAUAGAUGAGGUGCUUCAAUGAUACCUUUGAUGAAGGAUGUUGUUUGUCACUAUGAAGGUUCUAAAAGACAGACUUGUAUCCAGGCAACAACCUGCCGUUGUGUUCCUGGUGGCUACUGGGAUUGAUCCACUGCUAUAUUCUUGAUGGAUGUGUGAAGAGGUGGCGGUUAUGUCUCAAGUCUCCUGGAGAUUAUGGGGGUUGGGUUUUCAAUCAGUUUCUGUCCAUUGCUAGAUAUGGAGUCCAGACAUGUGGACCUGGUGUCUAGGCUACAUAUUCUAUAGACUAAAUCGCUGUGUUGUCAUCAGCUUUGCUGUGGAUUUUAGAUCCUUCCAGCAAAGCUUUCUAUACAUGUUUAUCUGAAGACCAUACACUUGUGGUUAGGUAUAUGGUUUACUACUGUGUGUGUGUGUGUGUGUUUAUUAUGAAUAUUGUAAUUUAUUGAGAUUUAAAAUAUAAUGCGUAUAUAUGUACCCAUACUGAGCCAUUCCUCAUGUUGUUGUACUGACGUAAGUUUAGAAAUAGAAUGUUUCCAGAUACCACAGACUCCUGUCAUUAGACUGUUACCACAUAGCCACCUGUGGUAAUAUUUCAACCACUGGUCAUGGUUGGUGUACAUUACGUACACGUCACUGUAUCAAUUUACCCGUCACCAUGUCGGAUGAUCUGUCAAUCACAUAUGUACUACUAGAUAAUUGUAUACCAUAUCAGUGUAUGAGCCCCAUACAUUCUCGAUCCAUCCAUCCAUUCACAGCCUAUUCCAUUCUUAAUCUGUAAUGUUUAUUGUAAGCAGCUAAUCUAGGUCCUCUAGCAAAAUGUGUAUACUGCAAGCUGACAGGUAUGCGUUUUAAACAUCGCUGUAGCUUUGACUGUAUGUUAUCUAAUAUAUGUAUUAUUUAGCAAGAUGUUUCUUAAUUUACAUGUGGGGGUAAAAUGUAGCUUCACUGGUUAAUAAGUAAGACCUUUGCAUAUUUGUGACACAACCAUUUUUCAUAUUUCAGUGUGCCCAUCAUUGUUUAUGUACACUUCCAAUUUAAUAUUCAAUAAAAUCAGAAAAUUACAAGAAUACCCAAAAAAAAUUACAUUCUGCUACACAUCAGACUGUAGUGCCCUCUACAGGAGAAAGGGAAGUAACGGAAGAAAUUAUAUCUGUUAUGUUAACCUACUCAGUUUGUGCAUCAAUUACUGUGGCAGUUUUUAAAAAUAUCUGCUAAGGCCUUUUGUUUGGGUGGGUCCAGCUUCAAGUGUGUUAAACUCUUCCAAGCAUCUCUAGAAGUUCUAAAUACUGCAUUGCAAUAUGGGGAAUACCAAUACAUCAUAAUUUAAUUUGAAGCUGUUGAUAUCAUAGGUUGGUCACCUUGCUUGUCCUGUGUUGUUGCAAAAUAUUUAAAAACAAAUACAUAUUGAAUUGUUUUGUGAGAACAGUAUACUGAUCAAGAUUACCAUCCUUCAUAUCACGUGUCUAUAUAUAAGAAUGUGGCCUUGCAUUGCUUCAUCAGAGAAAAAAAUAAGCCUUUUGGUCUCUAUAUGUGGUAGUUGUAAAUGUUUAUAAAUUGUACAGCACCUGUAUAAAUACUUGCCUUCAUUAAUAACAAACUGUAAAUCGCUCCAUUAUUUUUUUAAUAAUCGAGAAGGAAAUUAUAUAAGGCGAUGAGAGGAAAUAAGUUGGUAAUGACCUUCUGUUCACGCACUGACAAAUAAAGUUUUACUGAAUAAACAUA